Molecule: messenger RNA, 2433 nt
Organism: Closterium sp. Naga37s-1
Lineage: Eukaryota; Viridiplantae; Streptophyta; Zygnematophyceae; Desmidiales; Closteriaceae
Source: the annotation of a GenBank genome assembly
AUGAGUUCCGUUGGCGUCGCCCGCGUACCCGUAGCUGCUGUUUCCGCGCCCCUCUCUGCGGCCAUCACUGCCACUGUCCGCCCCGCCACCCCCGACGCGCGCGCUGCGAGCGUCGCGUCGCUUUGCUGGUCCAGCAGCAGUCACUCGCUUGUGGAGGCCAGCAACUGCCGCCGCGCGUCGGCAACAGCCUUAGUGCGAUCGACGUCGUUAGCUGCGGCACAGUCAUGCGCGGCAAGUGCGGCCAGCAUCGGCGGGGUCAUCAUCAGCGGCGCGGGGAGCAGCCGCGCACAGAGCGGUAACGCCGCGAGGCUGAGCCGCCAUGUCCCCUCGCAACUGGGCGAGCGCGAGAGCGCGUGCGAGCACCUGUGGCGCGAUCGCAACCGUCGCAUAGUGGACUUGCUGCUGUCGCUGCAGUCGUCCGUGGUGUGCCUGCAGGAGUUCUGGUUCGACGGCGGCGACCUGGAGCGCAUGUACGAGUCGCACCUGCAGGCCAGCGGCUAUACGCUUUACAAGCUGCCCCGCACUAACGCCCGCGGCGACGGGCUGCUCACCGCCGUCCGCACGAGCGCCGGCGCCAGAGGCGCGGAAAGUGCGGCGGAAGCGGCGGCGGGAAGCGAGGUGGUGAGCGUGGUGGACUAUGAGCCGAUUUUGUUCCACGACUGCGGCGACCGCGUGGCGCAGCUGCUGCGCUUGCGCGUCACGGGCGCGGGGGAGCUCCCGGAAGGGGAGGGACAGGCAGUGGAGAACUUCAGCGGUGAUGAUGUUGUUUCGGCGGAUACAGCAGCAGCAGCCGAUGCCGCAGCAGCGGCGGCAGAAGCAGGGCAGCAGCACGAGGUGCUGGUGAUAAACACGCACCUGCUGUUCCCGCACAACGCCAACUCGAGUGUGAUUCGGCUGCGCGAGGUGUACAAGAUCCUCGAAUACGUGGACGCGUACAAGCACGCGCACGGGCUGCACGCGCUGCCCAUCCUGCUCGCCGGCGACCUGAACGGCCCUUUGGACGGCGAGGUGUGUCGCUUCCUGCGGUCGCAGGGCUUCGUAUCGUGCUAUGACAGUGUGCAGAGCGGCGACGACACCGACAGUAAUUGGGUGUCGCACCGCAACCACCGGGGCGAGGAGGUGGGGGUGGACUUCGUGUGGCUGCUCAACCCCUCCCAGCAGCUCCAUGGCCCGCUUACCGCCGACUGGAAGGCCGCUGUCUUUCGCAUGAUCAAGGCGAAGCUGAUAGAGGCGGGGAUAACAGAGGAGCGGCAGGCGUUCGAGUUCUUCCAGUCGGCCGGCACACACUCAGCCGGACAUCAGCACCAGCAGCAGCAUCAGCACCAGCAGCAGCAUCAGCACCAGCAGCAGCAGCAGCAGCAGCAUGGGGAGCAGGAUCGCCACGACUGCAUCACCCCAGAGGAAUUUGCAUACGCCAUGGACGAGUCUUCUCCUCCCCCUCCACUCCCCCAUUCCACCCCCUCCCUCUCUUCCCCGCCACCCUUCCCCCACCCCUCCCGCUCCGUCUCCCUGCCUCAGCUGGGUCUAACGGGCGAGGACAGUGUGGGGCUGACGAGGGAGGAGAUUCGUGAGCUGGUGCAGCGGGCGGACACGAGUGGGAGCGGGGCAGUGGACUACGAGGCGUUCAAGGGGCUGCUGCGCACCGAGUCCAUGGAGGACACCUUCGCUCGCAUCUGCAAGGCCACUGGGAUUCACGAGCAGCCGUGGCUUCAGCCCAGGCAGCAGCAGCAGCAGCAGCAGCAGCAGCAAUGGGAGCAACAGGAGCAGCAGCAGCCGAGGCAGGAGGUUUGGCAGAUGUGGCAGGAGCAGCAGGAUUUGCAGGGGCCGUUUGAUGAAGCUGUGGAGCUGCAGCCGCAGCAGCAGCAUGAGAGCAGGUGUCCACUGAAGCGAGGCGUGCAGGCAUUGCAGCAAGGCAUCACGAUGGACGCCCUCUUCCACGGCUCAGCUCCCAUUGCUGCUGGCAGUCCCCUUUCCUCCCCUGGCAAUGCUGCAGCAGUCUCUGGAAUGCCACAGCAGCGAUUAUCACAGUCGUCGUCCUCAUUCCCCAUGUCGCUUGGACGGCAUGGGCCCAUGGUGCUCGCAGCAGGCGCUGUUGCUGCCGCGUCUGCUGCUACGGUCGCAGCCACUGCUGCUACCGCUGCCAUUGGCGAGAAGAAAGGCCUAUUGGAGGAAUGCCGAAGCUGCACCUGCGACAGCUUGGACUGUGAAGAGUGUGGUUACAACCCCAAGCGACGGGGGCAACAAGGGCAGCAAACGCAACAGCAGCAGCAACCGCAGCCGCAGCAGGAGGAAGUAGGGAGUGGUUUUGAAACGCGUGAGCUGGCAGUGCAAGCAGCGGAGUUGUUCCCUCCUGAGAUGCAGCAGGGCACGUGGCCGUCAGACUACGACCUGUCGGACCAUGCUGCUGUCACUGCUGUGCUGCGCGUGCUGUGA